AUGAAGCGUUUUGUGCUGAGGUGCCCGGGAUCGCUCCACUUGCUGGGGCGUUCAGGGGGAUCGGUAGUAUCAAGCGGAUUGGGCACGUCGGGAGUGGACCUAUGUCGAGAGGGGAGGGGCUUCCCCCGGAGGAGGCACCUCCAGGGAAUACACACCAAGGCCAUAAAGGAGGCGUCACCCCCGGAAGAAGAAUUGGACGAUCGAGUGAUGACCCAAAAUAGUGAAACGAUAAUUCAACGGUACAGGCAGUUUAUAGAGGCAAGGCGGGGGGAGGGCAAGGUACAACUGGACAAGGGGGAGAACAAGGGGGAGGACAAGGGGAAGGGCCACGUGGGUUCUUCCUCCAGACGGGAGAUGUACGAUCCGCUGGGGUGCGCUUCAGAAGUGGAUGCCAAAGUGGUUCACGACGUUGGUGCUGAAGUGGUUGACGAUGCUGGUGGCGGAGUUGGUGCCAAAGUGGCCACUCAAGGGGCCGCCCCCGACACGGUGGACCAAAAGUACGUGAUUCUGAAGAAGCAGAUCUCGAAGGAGUUUAUCCACCAAGUGUUCCUCCCCCACGUGGAGUCACAAAUUAUUUACCACCUGAAGACCUACACGCCGAACCAAAUCGUAAACAUUUUUCACAUAUAUUCCUACCUGUACUACUACGACCAGAAGAAGGAAAUGGUGGAGACUCUGUUGGAUUAUCUGGAAUACCGACUGGACUGCUUCAGUGUGCACGACGUCCUCCUAGUGUUGGAACCCCUCUAUCUCCUGAACCGUACGAACAAUUUUAACAUCUACCGCCUAAUCAUUAACCACCUAGACAGGAUAAAGGAAAAAAUGAACCUAUACAACUACAUUGGUGUGUCUAGGGUGUUCACAAAAAUACUAAUAGACCUAACCUUCGAGGAGAAGGAACUGAGGGAGAAAAAUAUUUUGUCACGUCUGUGGUACCAUUUGAAGCAGAGCAAAUUCAGGAAGGCCAUUCCUCCUGAGCAGAGGAAAAUUUCUCACUGGGACUUCCUCGUUGGAUUUAUGUCCGAAGUGGUUGAUCACGUGGAGGAGCAGUUGCGUCUUCUCUCUGCUAUUGAGCUGACCGACCUGCUCAGCGUCAUGGCCAACUACUCUCUCAAGAGUGGACAUUCCAGGUAUGACGUGGCCCUCUUGGGGGGGGAACAAGGUAGCCAAAUGGAAAGCGGAAACGGGAUGGAGACCGCCCAAUGUGGGGGUAACCCCGGUGAGGAGUCUACCCAACAGGGAAGCAAAGCAUCGCAUCACCCCCCCCUGAAGGUUCACUCCCUGAGCAGCCAAAACGCCUUCCUCUUUAAAGAAAAUAUCGUGUCUUUCCUUAUCACGAACGAACUGAAGUGCAAGUACCAGGACCUGAGCACGCUCCACAAAAUAACAAACCUGCAUAACCUAAGCAAGCUUUUCAUCUACGAUGAGGAGUACCUCCAAAUGGUGGAAGCUGACCUGAACAACUACCACUACACAAGCAACAUUCAUCACAAGUAUCUGUCCCUUCUAGUGUGGUGCCUAUUCAAGUAUAAAAGGUUAGACAAGCAUAUGACCCAGCUCAAGCCAGUCAUCCUACACAACGUAGACCAUUUCGAUGCGAAAGAUUUUUCCAGACUAUGUCACGCCAUUCGCGAGGACAAGCAAACGCUAAUCAGCAUAGCCAAUAAUUUGACUAGCCAAAUUGAGGAAAUGCCUGUAAACGAUUUUUUGUGUUACCUUUAUGCGGUUGUUUGUCUGGAUUUGUUGCCAUACGGUCAGGGUGCAGCAUUAACAAGGGAGGUGCAGCAGGAAGGGGGAGAAGACGCAUCCACGGGGAGAAGCAACGCAACAGAAAGGAGAAGUACCCCUGUUGAAACGAAUAACAACACCCUGUCCCUCCUUAACAAAAGCACCAUUCUGCAAAAAUGCACCAAGUACAUCAAUGACAAGAAAAAAAUUUUAGGAAAAAACGAAAUGACCAAAAUAGUUUUGCUGUUGAAGAGGAAGAAGGGGGACAAGUACCUGUACGUGCUGGACUUGCUGCCCGAGGAGUGGAAGGGCAUCCUCCAUUUGAUUAACUGA
Molecule: messenger RNA, 2061 nt
Organism: Plasmodium coatneyi
Lineage: Eukaryota; Apicomplexa; Aconoidasida; Haemosporida; Plasmodiidae
Exons: 1
Coding region: 1-2061 (686 amino acids)
Source: RefSeq, a predicted model, not a curated record